This is a messenger RNA of Closterium sp. NIES-65, 969 nucleotides long. Lineage: Eukaryota; Viridiplantae; Streptophyta; Zygnematophyceae; Desmidiales; Closteriaceae. The record is from the annotation of a GenBank genome assembly.
AUGGCCCACGGUGCAUCCGCGGAGCUGGGUCUGGGGGGAUCGGGAGGGGCGGGGCUUGCGGGGAUGGCGAGGAGAUUGGCGGAACUUCUGAGCGCGAGGGCGGAGGGUAGCUUUUGCGCGGAUGCUGCUGGAAUGGCCACUGCUGCUGCCGCUGCUGCUUCUGUUGGUGCUGGCGCUGCUGACGAAGCUUUAUCGCCACGUGGACUUGAUCUCCGCUCAUUGGUUGGGAGAUACAUGAGCCACGUGCAUGCUGACGUGGACCUUGAACGCCAGCCUGACGUGGAGGCGGCGGAAGGCAUGGGGGAGGUGGGAGAGGGCGGCGGAGACGAGAUGGCGGGCGGCGGGGAAGGGGACGACGGAGGAGCAUCGGAGGGCGGCAGUGGGGGCGGCAACAGCAACGGCAACGCGGACGGCGAUGGGGGUGACGGCAACAAGAGGAAAAUGCGGCUAUCGCAGGAUCAAAUCUCUAUGCUGGAGCAAGUCUUUCAGAAGCACCCGAAGCUGGUGGCUCGGCAGAAGGCGAGCCUGGCGGAGAGGCUCGGCGUGCGGAUGCGGCAGGUGGAGGUGUGGUUUCAGAACCGGCGGGCGCGCACCAAGGUGAAGCAGACAGAGGCGGCGCUUGAGGGGCUGAGGCAGCGCUGCCAGCAGCUGGCUGAGGAGAAUAAACGGCUCAAGCUGCAGCUGGCUGAGAGGGAGAGGGGGGAGCGGGGGGAGAGGGCAGAGAAGGGGGAAAGGGAGAUGGAAAAGGGGGGGAAGAGGGGGAGAGGAGGAGGAGAUGAUGGGGGUGCAAUGAAGAGGGUGAAGGUCGAGGGUGCGAUUGAGUGGGAGGUGUGUGGUUCGUGUAAGAGGAAUGAGAAGCAAGGAGGGGAACAAGGGGCGAAGCAAGGGGAGGAGAUGGCGGUGCAACAAGCAGUUGCAUCCAAUGAGGAUGAUUCUUCCGCCGAGCGACAAAUGAGGAUGUUUUUGUGA